GACGGCAGACCGAUAGACGAAGAAGAGUAGUGGGUACGAAAAAUCGUGCUGGUAAACGUUUGACAUAAAAGAAAAAAGAAAGCUAUAAAAAUGCUUCCCCUGUCUCUGUUGAAGACUGCACAGAACCAUCCCAUGCUAGUGGAGCUGAAGAAUGGAGAGACAUACAACGGCCACCUGGUUAGUUGUGACAACUGGAUGAACAUCAACCUGAGAGAAGUCAUCUGCACCUCCAGGGUAAAGCUGGCCAUUGCUCACUAUGCUGUAGAACCAGCCGACAGGACAUGUAUGAUGUUUGUUACUGAUGGAGAUAAGUUCUGGAGGAUGCCAGAGUGUUACAUCCGUGGAAGCACCAUCAAGUAUCUGCGAAUCCCAGAUGAGAUCAUCGACAUGGUGAAGGAGGAGGUGGUGUCGAAGGGCCGUGGACGCGGUGGUUCCCAGCAGAACAAACAGCAAGGAAAGGGGAGAGGAGGAGGAGCCGGCCGAGGUUUGUUUGGCGGCCGUGGCAGAGGGAUGUCCGGUCCUGGACGGGGCCAGCAACAGCAGCCUGACAAAAAAACAGGCAAACCUCAGGGGAUGAAAAACCAGCACUGACAGAGGCCACUGCAUCUUUAAAAACCCAUCCUGUUAAUAGAGUGAUUCAAGUUUCAGUACAUGACAAUAAUUCUCUGCUGUUUCUUUCUGCUGUGAUGUUGAGAAGGACUGAUCGUUGCAGGCACUGCGAGACACAUGAGACAAGCAGUGAUUAUGCACUGAGGGUUUUUUUCUUCUUUAUUGUUUGGGUGUCUUUUUUUUUGAGUGAGUGUAUCACACAAAAACAUCCUUUUCGUAUUAAGAAAAUACUAAAAAACUAUCAUUUUUGCCUGUGUUGGUACACUGGAAGCUUUUUACUUUAAGCUUUUUGGACAGCCGUUUGCUCAGGCGUAAUUUUCAUGCUGUAGAAAGCACCCAAUUCCAAAUUCUGUUUCAGAAGUACUUUUAAAAGUUAAUUUGUAUGCCCUUUUAUUUUACUGUCUGUUUGUCCUGUGCGAUCUGAUCACAGCAGGUGAACAGCUGAGAGGAUUCAGUCAAUGGACAGUUUUGUUGAAGCAUUUGUAAGACUUACACAACCAUGAUUAGGAUUUCAAGAAAAAAGUCCAACAUGCAUUUUGUUGGUUGCAUUUCUUUUUAUUUUUGUAACAAAAGACAAUGUUGUAAUUUAUUUACAUGAGAAUAAAAUGGCUUUUGUUAAAGCAUCUGUCUUUAUCGUUGGAUCAAACUGCCUUGUUGAACUGUUCAUUUCAUGGAUAAAUAUGUCCUUAGAAUUACAACAGAAAAGUUACAUCUCCACAUCUCACAAUUCUGGCUGAAAGUACAAUUUUGAUGAUCCCAAAGUGAGCGAGAAUGGUUUUGGUUAUGGUUACCUUUAUAUCCACAUAAAAAUCACAUGGCCUU
Molecule: messenger RNA, 1431 nt
Organism: Menidia menidia (Atlantic silverside)
Lineage: Eukaryota; Metazoa; Chordata; Actinopteri; Atheriniformes; Atherinopsidae
Source: the annotation of a GenBank genome assembly